Molecule: messenger RNA, 3498 nt
Organism: Oncorhynchus gorbuscha (pink salmon)
Lineage: Eukaryota; Metazoa; Chordata; Actinopteri; Salmoniformes; Salmonidae
Product: transmembrane protein 180-like
Exons: 8
Coding region: 247-1794 (515 amino acids)
Source: RefSeq, a predicted model, not a curated record
CCUCUUCCUCUCUUGGGAAACCCCUAUUCGUGGCUGAUUACAGUCAUUUGUUGUGACGUCUACUAAUGCAACGUAAACUGUGGCUUGUAUUGAUUGGAAAGGUUUCCUAUUAGUUUCCGAUGCUUCGUUUAAUGAUAAUGGAGUGGGUACGGUGGUGCCCCAGCCCCCUGGUCUGUGGGAUGACUCGAUGAGUGUGGUGGGGUGUGGCGGCGGGGCACGGAACAGCAGAGCGACUGAGUGAGAAGAAUGGGCAGUAGGGGCUGUGACUGCAGGCUCGCUGUCUCCACUGGUGUCCCUACUGCGGUCCUCUACGGCUCCCUGUCCCUGUUUGUCUCCAUUCUGCACAACGUCUUCCUGCUCUACUACGUGGAGACCUUUGUUUCCGUUUAUAAGAUCGACAAGCUCUCCUUUUGGGUUGGAGAGACAGUGUUCCUGAUAUGGAACAGCUUAAACGACCCUCUCAUCGGCUGGCUGAGUGACCGCUCCUUCCUCAGCUCCCCACAAUUUGGCCCCCAGAUCUCCAGCCCAGAGGUGGUACUAAAGCGUCUGGCUGCCCUCUCUAGGAAUGGCCCCCUGUUCGCCCUCUCCUUCCUGGCUUUCUGGGUGUCAUGGGCGCGGCCGGGCCUCCAGUUCCUGGUGUGCUUGUGCUUGUAUGACGGCUUCCUCACCGUGGUGGACCUCAACCACAACGCCCUGCUGGCCGACCUGGCCGUGUCGGCCUACGACCGCACGCGCCUUAACUUCCACUGCUCUCUGUUCAGUGCCCUGGGCUCGCUCUCUGUCUUCCUGUCCUACAGCGUCUGGGACAAGGGUGACUUCUACUCGUUCCGGCUGUUCUGCGUAGUGCUGGCGGUCGUCUCCGCACUAGGCUUCACCGCCGUGUCGCGCCUGUUGAAGAGCCGCUUUCAGAAAGAGGCGCGCCUGAGACGGGACGAGGCGCUGAAACUCAAAGAGUUGAGUAUUGGCCAGGGCCCUCUAACCCAGCAGGAGAAGCCAGUCACUCUAGGAGAGUAUCUAAGGCAGCUCUCCAAGCACAAAAACUUCAUGUGGUUCGCCUCUAUGAACCUGGUCCAAGUGUUUCAUUGUCACUUCAACAACAACUUCUUUCCUCUGUUCCUGGAGCACCUCCUCUCUGACAGCAUCUCUGCCUCCACCGGCUCCAUUCUGCUGGGGAUCUCCUACAUAGCACCCCACCUGAACAACCUUUAUUUCCUGACCCUGUGUCAGCGCUACGGGGUCUACGCGGUCAUCCGCUGGCUGUUCCUGGUCAAGCUGGCUCUCAGUGUGGCCAUGCUGUUGGCCGGGGCCGACCAGGUCUAUCUGCUGUGCAUCUUCAUCGCCAGUAACCGGGUGUUUACGGAGGGCACCUGCAAGCUGUUGAACCUGGUCAUCACAGACCUGGUGGAUGAGGACUUUGUGGUGAACCAGCGCCAGCAGGCAGCAUCAGCGCUGCUCUUCGGUAUGGUGGCCCUGGUAACCAAGCCUGGCCAGACCUUUGCUCCUCUCAUCGGCACCUGGUUGCUGUGUGUCUACACAGGCUAUGAUAUCUUUGAGAGAAACUCCAUACAGGACUCUGCGGCAGCGAUGGCAUCCCCUGUCUCAGGCCAAGCAGGCUUCACUGUUCCACUUCGCCAGGGCUGUUUUUACCUGCUGGUGUUUGUGCCCAUCUCCUGCGCCCUGCUGCAGCUACUGGCCUGGUCCCGCUUCACCCUCCACGGCCGCAGACUGCAGGGCGUCAAGGCCCAGAGGCAGGGAACCCAGCACAGCCACCUCAUGGAUGUCAAGGCCAUCUGAUCUGAGUCCUGCCCUUCCGCACCUUCGCUCAACUGCAUGAUGCUAUACCACCCUCUGCCACUGGGGUCAGCAGGAUGGAACACUGGAGAACAGAUUUAAAUCCCACUGUCAGGGACAAAAAUAUACUGUGAGAAUCUAGCCUUAUUUUGAUAUUAAGAGGACAAAGACUAUAUGUAUGAACUGAUGACUAAAUGAUACAGCAGAGCCAAUCAAAUAAUAAGAUUCCCAUGCCCCUCUCUGGGACAGGGCGAGUAGACCAUCCUAGGUUGAGGCGCAGCCUGGAAUGCAUUUCCAUCCCCAAAGGAACACAAAUUGUCACCAACUUUGCUAUUACAGUGUGGUUACCCAUUUUUGUAUUUUUCACCCCAUGGCAAAAUGUGUUAAAUUGCUGUGUGAAGGAAAAUAUUAAGUAUGAAGGGAAAAAAAAUGGGUGUAUGUGCACACGAGUAUAAAAUCUAAAGCCUGAUUUGCAUGGACCUUGCGCUUUAAAUUACAAUUAGUGUUGAACCAUCACCAUGCUAUUCUCUAUAUUUAUGAAGUACUUCUAGUACGAAUCUGCAUGUUCAGAAUUGUAAAAAGUCAAGGAACUAUUUGUUUUACUUUUUUUAAUUGCCUCGUGUUUUCUCACGCAUUGUUGUAACGUUUGAAGGUGAUGUGUUUAGCAUUUAGGUAGCGAUUACAAAACCCUAAACAACUUCUGUUUACAUGUGUACCCCAGUUCAGGAAAGAGAUGUAUCUUUACACAGUGUACGAAACAUUAGGAAUACCUGCUCUUUCCAUGUGACUGACCAGGUGAAAGCCAUGAUCCCUUAUUGUAGUUAAAUCCACUUCAGUCAGUGUAGAUGAAGGGUUAAAGAAGGAUUUUUAUGAAUUGUGUAUGUUUGCCAUUUAGAGGGAGACUGGGCAAAGGGAAAACCUUUAAGUGCCUUUGAACGGUAGGUAGCAGGUGCCAGGAAGCACCGGUUUGAGUGUCAAGAACGGCAACGCUGCUGGGUUUUUCAUGCUCAAUAGUUUCCUGUGUUUAUAAAGAAUGGUCCACCAUGCAACAGACAUCCAGCCAACUUGACACAACUGUGCGAAGCAUCAACGUGGAACACUUUUGACACCUUGUAGAGUCCGUGCCCCGGCGAAUUGAGGCUGUUUUGAGGGCAAAUGUGGGUGCUACGCAAUAUUAGGAAGGUGUUCCUAAUGUUUUGUACACUGUGUAUAUACUGUACCAUGAAGAGAAUUGAGAAACAGAUUUGACUGAAAAUGGGAAACUGUUUUGCCAUGAUGACCCAACUAAUAUAUGAUCAUCAUGAAGAAUACAUUCCAUACUUUUUCCAAAGUUUAGUUUUGAAUACUGCUGCUACAUGGUUUUCUAUGUGAACAGAGUAUUAAAGGAGUCUUAAAUUCCAUCAUAUUAGUAUUAAUUUUUUUUCUAAAGUAUUGUGAUAAUUUGAAGACACCUUGAUAGUAGUGUUUUUAAGUGACUCAGGAAUUCCAGUUUCAGCACCAUGUGAUUCACUUAGCCAGAAUGGAAAGCAGAGGUUUGAUCUUAUAAGACAUCCUUACGGUAUACAGCAGAGAUGCCUGUAUUUGCCAGUUUUGUUACGGAAUACUGUACAAUGUAUCUGUCUGGUUGUACCCCUGCUCAUUGUAGCAUCGGCCAUUUCCGACCAUCUUUGUGACCUUUUAUUAAAGUGAUCUCACUGCUUGAGAGUU